AUGCACGAACACAACGAACCAGUACAACAACAAGCGCAACUCGUCACGGGAAUGAUUGCCUAUGUGACAACGACCUUGUUAUUACCCUUGUUGAGUUGGAUUUAUUCAAUAAUUGUCACAACAACAGGAUGGGAGCAAACAACCUUUCGAGAUCAUGCAAACAGCGAUCAUAGAAACUCGAACACCACUCGUGAGAGUACAGAAAGAUUUGAUUACAUUCUGAAGGAUCUACAAUAUAUGAAAUGUAUUUCUUGGUCCAUUUCAACAUCUCUGCGAUUGUUGAAAGAUACACCUUGUCAAGAUGAACGAUUAUUGAGGUUGUUAAGAACUGAAUGGAUGAAUCAUAUCGAACAAUCGAAUCAAGAAUUAACAUUUCUAAUCUCGACCAUGGAACGAUAUAUCCUUACACAUUAA
Naegleria lovaniensis is the source of this 414-nucleotide messenger RNA. RefSeq lists its product as uncharacterized. The record is from RefSeq and is a predicted model, not a curated record. Lineage: Eukaryota; Heterolobosea; Eutetramitea; Acrasida; Naegleriidae. The transcript has a single exon. Bases 1 to 414 code for a protein of 137 amino acids.